AAAAUGGGUAAAGGCGUCUUUCGGUGUGUAGAAUGCAACGAGAGGACGGCGGAGCUGCACCGGGACUACAGCAACGGGAUCCUGAAGAUCACCGUCUGUGGGAGUUGCCAUAAACCAGUUGAUAAGUACAUCGAAUACGACCCAGUUAUCAUCCUGAUCGACGCCAUUCUGUGCAAGACACAGGCAUUCCGGCACAUCCUCUUCAACACUAACCUGAAUAUUCAUUGGAAGUUGUGUGUGUUCUGCCUGCUGUGUGAGGCCUACCUCCGCUGGUCUCUUCUGCAGGGCUCUGAGCCGAGCGGCGACCCUGCCGACAUCAUCCGAUACACCAGGGAAUGGGACUUCUACUGCAUGUUUGGAUUGGCUGCCCUAGAGCUGUCAGCAUUCUGCGGCGGUGUGUUGUUGUUCCUUUGGCUGGCGGUGCAUUGUCUCCAGGGUGCAGAGCUGGAGCUCGGCUUGCUACUUCGAGCCCUGCUGCUGUCCUGCUAUGGCAAGGUCCUCCUCAUCCCGGCUGUCAUCUGGGACCACGACUACUCCCCGCUCUGCCUCGGCCUCAUCAAAUUGUUUGUCCUGACCUCCAACUCGCAGGCUAUCAGAGUCAUCCUGAACAGCCGGAGACAUCUGUCCCUGAUGGCGGUGGGGGUGGGCUUGCUGUCAGAGACCUGCAUGGCCCGGGCCUUUUGAGCGGCUUCCAUUAGAGCAUCAAGGACAUCCUGCUAUCUGACUCGCUGCACCAAACGUCCCUUUCGCCAUCUUGGAUGGAGGAAAAAGGGAAGGCCGGCCCAGAGAUGUGACCCUGGAGGUCGAUCCAAACAGAGCGGUGCAGUUUUGGCAUAAGCAGGGCAGUGUUUUUAAUCAGUGUUUUAUACGAGGAGGUGGAAGACACCCAAGAAAAGGCAAGGUCUGAGUUUCGCAGCACCCGGAGGGCUUCAAACGCGAUGCGUGACAGCAGAGAAGGUCCUGUGGCUUUUACUCCUCGGAU
Lampris incognitus (smalleye Pacific opah) is the source of this 982-nucleotide messenger RNA. It is a transcript of the gene arv1, whose product is annotated as ARV1 homolog, fatty acid homeostasis modulator. The record is from RefSeq and is a predicted model, not a curated record. The transcript is spliced from 5 exons. The coding region runs from base 4 to 684 and encodes 226 amino acids. Gene Ontology annotation, cellular component: cortical endoplasmic reticulum; Golgi apparatus. Gene Ontology annotation, biological process: regulation of plasma membrane sterol distribution; sterol metabolic process; sphingolipid metabolic process. NCBI's taxonomy places the organism in Eukaryota, Metazoa, Chordata, Actinopteri, Lampriformes, Lampridae.